GGGCCACAGCACUGAGUCACGGUGCCCGUCCUCAGGUUCAGCCGUGUUUCUUAAUUAGGACAUCCCGGAACACACGGUUCCUGCGCACGGAGACGGCGACCCGCACGGCAGCGCGCCUCCGUGACACACAAAACAUCCCUUCAGAAGUUUUAUUCCAUCGGAGGGAGAGAGAGGCUUGUCACCAUGGAAGGGUUAAUGGAGCGACUCGAGCGAGCUGUGACUCGCCUGGAACAUGUAUCCACCAUGAUACAGGCGUCCAGUGGCGUGACUAAUGGAGACUAUGUCAACGGCAUCGACGGAGGUUUGUCCCAGUGUGUGGAGGCCUUCGACCUGCUGCUAAGAGGACCAGUAUCAGAAUACCUGAACAAGAGUCGAUCCAUGGGAAAUGAAGUGGAGAAACACGCGGAGAUGGUGAUCGAUGCCCUGCAGACGCAGAGAACUUUCCUCAAAAUGGCUGCCACGCAUCAGGAACCUGCACAGACAGCGCUGCAAGACCUGUUCAAGCCCAUUUCAAAUCACAUCCAGGAGAUCCAGAACUUCAGAGAACGAAACCGUGGCAGCAGCUUCUUCAACCACCUUUCGGCGGUCAGUGAGAGCGUCCCCGCUCUCGGCUGGGUGGCGGUGAGUCAGAAGCCUGGACUCUAUGUGAAGGAAAUGAAUGAUGCUGCCAUCUUCUACACCAACAGAGUACUAAAGGACUUCAAGGAAAUCGACACUCGCCAUGUGGACUGGGUGCACUCCUACCUGUCAAUCUGGACCGAGCUGCAGUCGUACAUCAAACAGCACCACACGACUGGACUGGUCUGGAGCAAGAGUGGGCCCAUUGCUCCUUCUUCCUUCUUUGACCCCCCCAGUGCACCGUGCCCACCUCCCCCGCCUCCUCCUCCUCCCCCCUCUGGCUCGCCCUCGGUUCUUGUUGAUAAUGACUCCCAGUGUCAGGUGGACACAGCAGCGGCCCAGCACUCUGCUCUGUUUGCCCAGCUGAACCAGGGAAUGGACAUCACGAAAGGUUUGAAACAUGUAAAAAACGAGCAGAAGACUCAUAAGAACCCAAAUCUGCGCUCUCAAGCACCACCAAGCAAAACCAGGACCAGUGGGGCAGCGAAAGCACCCAGAGCAGCCUCCCAGAAAAAAACCCCUCUGCUGCAGCUGGAAGGGAAAAAAUGGAGGGUGGAGAACUUUGAGCAGAACCAUGAGCUGGUGAUUGAGGAGACGGAGUUGAAACAAGUGGUCUACAUCUUCAGUUGCGCCAACUGCACCGUGCAGAUCAAAGGCAAAAUUAACUCCAUUAUCACAGACAACUGUAAGAAGCUGGGUCUGGUUUUUGAGAAUGUUGUAGGGAUUGUGGAGAUUAUAAACUCUAAAUCAAUCGAGCUACAGGUUUUGGGAACUGUGCCCACUAUUUCUAUCAACAAAACAGAAGGCUGUCAGGUGUACCUGAGCAAGCAGUCUCUCCACUGUGACAUCGUCAGUGCCAAGAGCUCAGAGAUGAACAUCCUGAUACCGCAAGGAGACGACUAUAGGGAGUUUCCGGUCCCCGAGCAGUUCAAGACCAUUUGGGAUGGCUCCAAACUGGUGACAGAACCAACAGAGAUCGCAGGCUGAUUGCUACUGUGUCACCAUCAUCACUUCUGUGUCAGAAAUAUAUCCUUCAACCCUGCUGCUCCCACUGGAUUCUAGAUAUAUAAAAGAGAUUUUAUACACGGGCACAACAGCACAGGCACAAUUGGUCAGGGGAUUGUGGCAUUAUUAUCAAUUUUUUGUCAAGCAACCUGUUAAGCCUAAUGAAGCUUAUAUUCCCAACUGCAAAAAACAAACAAAAAAAAGUAUUUGUGUAAAAAUGUAUCACAAUUUCUAGCCCUUAAGACGUCAUUAUUGGCAAAUAGUUAAGGGAUUGUCAGUUUAUGAUGGCUGUCAUCUAUCUUUGUUGUUUAUUUGUAUUGUAGCAUAUCAUAGAUUAUGCAACACAGAUCACAUUCUGUCGCUGUGAUUGUUCAAUUUAUUUUUAAUUAACAGCAGAUGUCACAAUCUUAUAGCUGCACAUCACAGUAUGUAAUGAAUCUGCUCAGCCAAAUGUAAUAUGAUCAAAUUGAAAUAAUUAUGGCUUCAAAUUUUUCGUACUUUCUGAAUUUUUACAUGUGAGACAUGCACACCUUUUGUCUACGUAUAUAACUUUGUAUGUCACUGCAUUUUUAUUAGGUGUAGCUGAAGAUACCACUAUAAAGACAAAAUGGCGCUCAACACUAAUGCUUUAGAAAACUUUUCAUUUUCAUGAAGAUUUGAUUAAUUGUUUAGUAUUUUUCAAAUAAAAUCAAAACUCACAGUGCUCUCUUGUCUGUAUUAUUCAUUAGUUGUUCUGUAUAUUCGUGUAUAUUUCUCAGCACUGUUUUCUGGUAACAUUAUUAAUCCAUAUUUAGUUUAGAAGUGAGGGAUUGGCAACAUUUAAUCAGGUAAAAUAGAGGCGACCUCCAAAUAUUUUGCUUAAUAAAUAUGUUUCAGUCUUCAAACACCAGUAGAGAAAACAUAUUUAUUGCAAAUGUUCAUUGUAAAUAAUAGUUGUGACUUUUAAAUAAAUGCAUCUAUCACUUUUAAAAAAAAUAAAGGUUAAAAAAAAUAUUA
This is a messenger RNA of Thalassophryne amazonica, 2619 nucleotides long. RefSeq names its product cyclase associated actin cytoskeleton regulatory protein 2 (gene cap2). Gene Ontology annotation, molecular function: adenylate cyclase binding; actin binding. The record is from RefSeq and is a predicted model, not a curated record. The coding region runs from base 184 to 1605 and encodes 473 amino acids. NCBI's taxonomy places the organism in Eukaryota, Metazoa, Chordata, Actinopteri, Batrachoidiformes, Batrachoididae. The transcript is spliced from 15 exons. Gene Ontology annotation, cellular component: cytoplasm. Gene Ontology annotation, biological process: regulation of adenylate cyclase activity; cell morphogenesis; cytoskeleton organization.